Ziziphus jujuba (common jujube) is the source of this 1140-nucleotide messenger RNA. RefSeq lists its product as uncharacterized. The transcript has 2 exons. Lineage: Eukaryota; Viridiplantae; Streptophyta; Magnoliopsida; Rosales; Rhamnaceae. Bases 420 to 833 code for a protein of 137 amino acids. The record is from RefSeq and is a predicted model, not a curated record.
CAACAAAUAUCUCUUCACGCUUCAUUGCUAUCUCUCUCUCUCUCUCUCUCUCUCUCUCUCUUGCGCUCUCUUUGUUUUCCUUUGGCCAGUUUGUUGGGCGCCACACUUUGUUCUACCUCAUAUGCUAUUCCUUAAUCUAUCAAAAUCUUAAAGUGGUCUCUCUUGAUCUGGAUACACAGUAUUUCCUGUUCAGAUCAUAGAUUUUGCCACUUACAAAGUCUUCCGUUUUUUUUUCAGCUUCAUGGUAUAAAUCAACUGACUGAGAAAAAUCCCAUAUGGGUAUUGGUCUUUUCUGAGUUUUCUAUGAGUUCCUUAGCAGAUUCAGAGUAAUGGGUUUCGUGGUCAAGAUGCAUAUCGGCUUUAUUUCGUAUCAGAAAUAUUCUUCUGCAUGAGUUUUUCUUUUGUGGAGUUCUAAGAUUAUGGGUAGAGGUAGAGGAAAGGGAAAGAGGUUAACUGUCACCAAUCAUGAUGAUCCUGGAAGUGGUGAGGAAGAAAAAAUACCGACACAGAAAAGAAGGGGAAGGCCUCAGAAACCAUUGAAGGAUGAGAUGGAUGAAGAAGAAAAUGAAAAGAUAGAAGAGGAUGACAGUGAGAAUGCUAAAGCUGGUAUCUCAACGAAAGAGAUGAAAAGUCCCCCUGCCGCCGAAAAUGGAAAAAAGAGGAAGCGAUACUCUCAGGUAAAAGAGAAGUCAGAUUCAGUUAAUGAGGAAAAUGGUGUUGGUACACGAUCAAGUACUGAUGACUCAACUAAGUCUAAUGGAUUCCGACAUAAUGGAAGCAGGCGAAAAAGUAAGCCACGUCGAGCUGCUGAAGCUGGUGUUGAGUGCAAGUGAGAUUGCAAUUUCCUGGAAUGGCAUCUUCCAUUUCACAUUGCCAUAGGAAGUGAGGACUAGUAAAUCUCUAGUUCAAAUCUUUUUUUCUUUUGUCUUCUCUUUUGAAAUUUUUGUGUUUUUGUGUUUUGGGGGUUUAUUAUUCCUAUUAUCUUUUUGGUAAUUCCUUACCAUUGAUUCCUUUUUUUAUUUUAAUUGUGAAAUUCCGAAUUCAUUCUGCUGGCUGUAGUUUUCCAUAUCUUUAAUUCUGACUAGUUUUUUUUCGUAUUGUAUAAGUUGCAAGACAUAAUUAAGAGCACUUUGUUUCUCA